UUCAAUUCAGUUUUAACCCUCAGUUUUAAUGCACUUAUGGUCCACUUAUACUUUCGUUAAAAAAAACAACGAACACUGAAGUCUACGAACUGGUCAAAACCGGACACACACACACACACACACACACACACAAUCCUAUUCUUUUCUACACAGUGGCAGGAAGUCGUCCAGAUUUCCGCUGUGCUUCUGAAACAGAACGAUAGAGCAGGGAGGGUGGGUGUUGAUGGUGGUGGGGGUAAUGUUGGGGGUGUAGACGUGAUGUAGACAUAACUGCUGAAACUGUUCAGGGCACUUCCAUAAAGGAGCUAUAGGAGAGAGCAGACCUACAGGCUGAAAACCUACACACUGUGGUCUGGAGGAAAAAGGUCCAGCACACCUCAGAAGAUCAGCCGGGGUCAGCGGGUCACUCAGAGGAUUCCUGUGGGUCACACUGUAGAGAGGAGAUGGUCCUGAUGGUGACUCUGAUCUUCAUCCUGUUCACCACAGCAGGUCAAGCCUCUCCCAGUGACCCGUGGAGCAGCUGCCCGGUGGAUAAGAUGUGUAAGAACAAGUUUGCAGACGGAGAGUGUGAUAAGGAGUGCUCUGGAUCUCAGUGCCUGAGAGACGGCUUCGACUGUCUGAAAGAUAAAAUGUCCUGCAAUUUAGGCUACCUUCUUUACUGUCGUGACCAUUACGACAACACCCACUGUGAGAACAGCUGCAAUACUGCCUCCUGUGGGUGGGAUGGCUCAGACUGCUAUAAGAACCACCGCACCAACUGGGCCAAAGGGGCGUUGGUCCUGCAGACCAGCAUCCCCUUCCAGAAGGGACCCUUCCAGAACAGCUCUUUACUGUGGGCUCUCAGCAUCCUGCUCCAGACCAGCGUGAAGCUCAGGGGGAUGGUGCCCUUCCAGCCCAACGGUGACCUGUCCAGUCUGGACGCUCAGCAGCUGGUAGAGCUGCACAGACAAGCACCUGCUUAUGAGAGCAACAGGUCUCUAUUGUUUCUUCAAGUGGACAACCGGCCGUGUACUCGCCUGCCCUUCACCUGCUUCCCGUACGCCAUAGAGGCGGCGGACUUCCUGAAUGCUGUGGUGCAGCUAGGCCGAGCCCCAGCCCACGUCAAACCCGAAAUCCAAACUCUCAUCAGCAUCCGGGGCAUCGAGAAGGAGAUCACAGUAAAAGAGACUGCAGCUGAGGAGCUAGGUGUGAAUGAUAAUGGCUCUCCCGCCUGGCUGUGGCCUGUGGUUGGCGUAGCGACAGGUGUAGUCGUGGCUCUGGCAGUGGUUGGCAUGGUGCUGGUGUGGUUGAGAAGGAGGAGAAGAAGAAGAGAGGGAGGAGAGAGAGUUCGUCACCGGUCCACCGCCACGGAAAACAACAACGGCAGUAAAGCCUGGAGCCAGCGUUCAGCCGACCAGCACCAGGGCAGGGGCCGGUCAGGCAGAGAGAAGGACAGGAACGGCAUGAAGAAGAAGAAGAAAGGGAAGGAGCUGGGGAAGAAGAGGAGGGAGCCGCUGGGAGAGGACGCCAUACGGAUGCGGCCACUUAGGAAGGACCUGGACAUCGGCAGUGACACGGACGUGACCCAGAGCUCCAUGGAGGACAUCAACAGAACGAUCUGUGACCACAGGUCUCCAGUGCAGAAACACUACGGCAUCAAUCACCAGCAGCAAUCUCCCGUACCAGUACCCCCAAGACGGUGGGACAGGAACACCCCGCCCACUCAACAGCGAAUCCCCAGCAACCCAGCUCCAGUGCAGUGGUGUGGUCCCGAUGGCUCUGUGGUGCUGAUCCGUGCCGUGAGGAGUGGACUGGACCGGGUGGUGCUGGAGCUUCUGAGGGCUGGCGUGCCAGUCAACAACACUGACCACACCGGGAGGUCUGCCCUGCACUGGGCAUGCUCAGUAAAUCACCUCUCAUUGGCUCGGACGCUGAUUCGCUACGGUGCCCUGGUGGAUCUACAGGAUCACAAGGGCGAGACAGCUCUCUUCCUCUCCGCCCUUCACGGUUGCUACGAGACUGCCAGAUUCCUCCUCCUAAACGGGGCCAAUCAGGAGCUGACUGACCGCAGAGGAAGAAGGCCUAUGGAUGUGGCCCGAGAGGGGAUGCAUCACCAGGUUCUUGAGCUCCUAUUGGCCCACAGAAUCCACCGCAGUCCGUUUCCAAUGGACCCAGCCACUGAGGUGCUGUGGGAUGACCGUGCCUACCUGUAUUCUUCAUGGGUGGCAACAUCUCCCUGUCUUCCUGGAAGAAGUGCCUCCUUUUCUGGGGUUAUAGCACCCCGAGACAUGUCUUCACCUCCACCCAGCGACUGGCAAAUGGUCAGAGGGCAGUGCGCCUCACCCCAAAACUGGCGGCCCCCAGCCAACCAAUCAGCCACUGCUCUGGUCAGUCCCAGAAUCCUCGGCCGCCCUUCGAGGCCAAUCAGCACACUUCAGGAGGUCACUUCAGAAGCAGAGGAAGAAGAGAGAGAAGCAGCUCAGGAAGUCCCGCGGCCCAUAACACCUCACUUCCUGUCUCCCCAGCCGGCACCCAGGCAGCGCUCCUUCUCCUGCACCCAGCCCGCCCUGCAGCGCCGGUUCAGCGGAAACCAGCCCGAGCUGUGUGCCCCUGCCCUACCAGAGAAACAAGCCAAAGAACACGUGGAGAUAGUGGUCGUGCCCCAUCCUAAACCAAACAUCAGCCAAGCAGAGGGUAAAACACCGGGGACAGGGGCCAGCCCUGCUCAGGCAGACCCGGAGAAAGACUACAGGAGGAGCGGUGAACCAAAAAACCCAACUGAGACGAUCAGUAAUGACCCCACAUCAAUCCAGACUGUGAUGUGAAAGAUAUACAGGCACAUAUGGUCUGAUUCCAGAAAAAGGACUGUUUUAUGCAUUAAAAUGUUAAUAAAUACUGUAUGUUGCCACUCUUUUUGUAAAAAUGCUGUAAAUCAUUUUUGCUUGCUUGCUUCCUUUUACCAAAUGGUAAAAUCACCAA
Molecule: messenger RNA, 2958 nt
Organism: Astyanax mexicanus (Mexican tetra)
Lineage: Eukaryota; Metazoa; Chordata; Actinopteri; Characiformes; Acestrorhamphidae
Gene: notchl
Product: notch receptor, like
Exons: 11
Coding region: 444-2804 (786 amino acids)
Molecular function (GO): protein binding
Source: RefSeq, a predicted model, not a curated record